Messenger RNA from Halteromyces radiatus, 333 nucleotides. RefSeq lists its product as uncharacterized. The record is from RefSeq and is a predicted model, not a curated record. The transcript has a single exon. The coding region runs from base 1 to 333 and encodes 110 amino acids. NCBI's taxonomy places the organism in Eukaryota, Fungi, Mucoromycota, Mucoromycetes, Mucorales, Cunninghamellaceae.
AUGUUAUUGACAGAUGAUCAUUUGUACCGUAUUGUCACGUGUUGUCCCCAUUUACAAGAAGCUCAUUUCAGUGGACUUUUCUCCGACAAAGGCCUUAUUCAUCUUGCCACUUAUUGUCAUGAUUUACGUUCAUUAUCUAUCGUUCUGCCAAACAGCUUGAUUCAAUCCAAUACCAUCACUCAUGUUUCCAUCGAACGUUUGGCUCAAUCUUGUCCUCAGUUGACUCAUUUUACUUGUCUCGGUCAAACUAGAAUCGAUCCUCUUCGAUCUGAAGCCACGUUUAGAACUCAUUGUCCAUCUUUUAUCUUUUGUAAUUUUGGUGAUCCACUUUAA